UCUAAAGAAGCAAAAAAAGCAAAGCGAAGCACGAGAAAUCAUCAGUCGGCAAGAGUUAACAAGCCAACCUUACAUCGCACUGUACAGUCGCUCGAUAUGGCGGUCCGCGUAGCUGUGGUAACUGGAGGAAACAAAGGUAUCGGCUUUGAAAUUGUCAAAGCUCUUUGCCAAAAAUUCGACGGUAAUGUUUAUCUGACAGCUCGCGACACAAAUCGCGGCUUGAGCGCCGUCGGUGAAUUGGAAAGCCAGGGUUUGAAACCGAAAUUUCACCAACUUGACGUCAACGACGACACGAGCGUCACGAAAUUCCGUGACUACUUGAAGAACGCAUAUGGUGGCCUCGACAUAUUGGUUAACAAUGCUGCUAUAGCGUUCAAAAAUGACGCUACGGAUCCUUUUGCAGUCCAAGCUGAAGAAACAGUACGAGUAAAUUAUUUCAGCUUGCGCAGAGUGUGUACUGCACUCUAUCCAUUGCUCAGACCACAUGCCCGAGUGGUUCUUGUUUCCAGCAGUGCUGGGCGUUUGUGCAACAUCACUGGCGAUGCAUUAAAGAAGAAGAUAGCCGAUCCAAACCUGACCGAGGAGGAAUUGGAUAACAUCAUGCGCGAAUUUGUCAACGCCGCCAAGUCCGGCACUCACUUGCAAGCUGGUUGGUCAGACUCGGCGUAUGUCGCGAGUAAAGUCGGAGUGUCCGCUUUGGCCGGUAUUCAUCAGGCAAUGUUUAACGCGGAUCCGCGCGAGGACAUCGCGGUGAACGCUGUACAUCCUGGUUACGUGGACACCGAUAUGACUAGCCACAAGGGCCACUUAAAGCCCGAGGAAGGGGCAGCUGCACCUGUUUACUGUGCUUUAUUACCAGAAAACACAGAGAUAAAGGGAAAGUAUAUUUGGUUCGAUAAAACAUUGUCCGACUGGAAGUAACAAGCAACGGACAAACCGAUAAGCUUAGUGAAUCCACUAAUCAUUCCUCUGCAGAACUUAACACGAACAAACAGAUAAAUAUAUUUUCUGUUGUUAUUUCUAUUACACUAUAUAUGUAUUCUAAACAUGACGCUCCUAUUGUACAAUUUAUUGUCAAGGAAAAAGUUAUUUCUGGGAAAGCACAUAACACGUAUGUAAAUGUAUUAAUUAGAAACUUUUUGUUUUUGAUACAUAGUUAAAUAAAGUUCUAUAUCGAAGAA
This is a messenger RNA of Dinoponera quadriceps, 1181 nucleotides long. Its product is annotated as carbonyl reductase [NADPH] 1-like. The record is from RefSeq and is a predicted model, not a curated record. The coding region runs from base 97 to 921 and encodes 274 amino acids. NCBI's taxonomy places the organism in Eukaryota, Metazoa, Arthropoda, Insecta, Hymenoptera, Formicidae. Gene Ontology annotation, molecular function: carbonyl reductase (NADPH) activity. The transcript is spliced from 4 exons.